GAAGUGAAGCGCCAUGGGCAUCCUAACGGUGGCCUCAACGGCCGCUACGUCCGCCCUCACCAUCGGCGGCAUCAGCAAGCUGACCUUCAUCCCCGCCAUGCUCGCCGCCAUGGCCUACUUCAACUACGAGCUGCUGGACCCCGAGAGCCGGCCCUUCAACCAGAAGUACUUAAGGGAACAGUAUGACUUCGUCAUCGUCGGCGGCGGCUCCGCUGGGGCUGUGAUGGCCAACAGGCUGUCUGAGAUCGAGGGGUGGAAUGUCCUGUUGCUGGAGGCUGGAGGUCAUGAGACUGAUAUAAGCGAUGUGCCGUUACUGUCGCUGUAUUUGCAUAAGAGUAAAUUGGAUUGGAAGUAUAGAACACAACCCCAGGAUACAGCGUGUCAAGCCAUGAUCGACAAGCGCUGCUGCUGGACGAAGGGGAAGGUGCUCGGAGGGUCCUCUGUCCUCAACACCAUGCUGUACGUAAGAGGGAACCGACGGGACUUCGAUCAGUGGGAGUCCUUCGGCAACCCGGGCUGGGGAUACGAUGACGUACUUCCUUAUUUUAAGAAGUCUGAAGACCAAAGGAAUCCUUACUUAGCGAGAGACACUAAGUAUCAUGGCACAGGUGGUUACCUCACUGUUCAAGAUGCUCCUUAUAAUACUCCUCUCGGAGCUGCUUUUCUGCAAGCCGGUGAAGAGAUGGGAUACGACAUCGUGGAUGUGAAUGGUGCGCAGCAGGUCGGCUACGCUUGGUACCAGUUCACCAUGAGACGAGGAACUCGGUGCUCCACCGCCAAAGCCUUCCUUAGACCGGUCAGACUCCGACAGAAUUUACACAUUGCUCUCUUCUCUCACACCACGAAAGUGUUAAUCGACAAAGACAGCAAGAGAGCAUUCGGUGUCGAAUUCAUAAGGGAUGGACAAAAACAAGUUGUAUAUGCCAAACGGGAAGUCAUACUAUCAGCUGGAGCUAUUGGAUCCCCUCAACUUCUCAUGCUUUCUGGCGUCGGCCCCGCGAAAAACCUACAAGAAGUUGGAGUAGAAGUUAUCAAAGAUUCUCCUGGAGUCGGGGAAAACUUGCAGGAUCACAUCGCAAUUGGCGGUCUUGUUUUUAAAGUAGAUUACCCUAUAAGCUUAGUCAUGAAUAGGCUUGUAAAUAUAAAUGCUGCUUUACGAUAUGCAGUGACGGAGGAUGGGCCGCUCACGUCAAGUGUGGGUUUGGAAGUAGUUGCUUUUAUAAAUACAAAAUAUGCUAAUGGGACUGACGAUUGGCCUGAUAUAGAAUUCAUGAUGACGUCAGCUUCUACUCCUUCCGAUGGAGGAACUCAAGUUAAAAAAGCACACGGACUCACGGAUGAAUUUUACAAUGAAGUAUUUGGCGAAAUCAAUAAUAAGGACGUUUUUGGUAUAUUUCCGAUGAUGCUUCGUCCAAAGAGCAGAGGUUAUAUUAAAUUAAAAUCUAAGAAUCCCUUGGAUUAUCCAUUAAUGUACCACAAUUACUUAACGCAUCCUGACGACGUUGGAGUACUACGGGAAGGAGUGAAAGCCGCCGUGGCGGUCGCAGAGACCAAAGCCAUGAAGCGCUUCGGAGCCAGGUUUCACGACAAGCCUCUUCCGAACUGCAAGCACCUCCCUCUGUACACCGACGAGUACUGGGACUGCCUGAUUCGACAGUAUACAAUGACCAUAUACCAUCUUUCGGGGACAGCGAAAAUGGGUCCAUCAAGCGACCCAAUGGCUGUCGUAGAUCCUGAACUAAGAGUAUAUGGGAUUAAAGGAUUAAGAGUCAUCGACGCUAGCAUAAUGCCUACUAUCACAAAUGGAAAUAUCAAUGCACCUACUAUUAUGAUAGCAGAAAAAGGUGCGGAUCUUAUAAAGGCGAGCUGGAAGGCUUUACCGCACAAACGGGGACGCAGGUCCCUAAAGUGUACUAGAUUAGAACAAUUAGGAAUAAGGAGUAGAAGUAACAGCCCUCUCUGUAGAAUAGAUAGAUGACGAUUAAAUAUCCUGUAGCUAAGUUAAUUUAGGCCAUAAUAAUUUUAAUAAAUACCAAAAGUACAUGAGAAAGUAUUAGUAGGUUGGGUGACAAUAUUUCUAGUCUAGAAAACAUCGACGAACUGAUACUUAAAUGUGAAAGAAGCCAAAAUGAAAUCAUAAGAUUAAAAUUUAGUUAGGGUUAAGACAUU
Cydia splendana is the source of this 2169-nucleotide messenger RNA. RefSeq names its product glucose dehydrogenase [FAD, quinone]. Bases 14 to 1978 code for a protein of 654 amino acids. The record is from RefSeq and is a predicted model, not a curated record. NCBI's taxonomy places the organism in Eukaryota, Metazoa, Arthropoda, Insecta, Lepidoptera, Tortricidae. Gene Ontology annotation, molecular function: flavin adenine dinucleotide binding; oxidoreductase activity, acting on CH-OH group of donors. The transcript is spliced from 3 exons.